Molecule: messenger RNA, 3262 nt
Organism: Poecilia reticulata (guppy)
Lineage: Eukaryota; Metazoa; Chordata; Actinopteri; Cyprinodontiformes; Poeciliidae
Gene: mbtps2
Product: membrane-bound transcription factor peptidase, site 2
Biological process (GO): regulation of response to endoplasmic reticulum stress; membrane protein intracellular domain proteolysis
Cellular component (GO): membrane; cytoplasm
Molecular function (GO): protein binding; metalloendopeptidase activity
Source: RefSeq, a predicted model, not a curated record
CUAUGUUUACCACAGAGGAAGCAGAAGAAGAGCAACCAGCCGGUGACUUGUGUCUCAUUUCCGCUGUAAACAAACCCACUAUCGCCUGUUUGAACGUUUUACAGAAACAUGCCGGCUUUUCUUCGCGGCUUUCGAGCCACCUAAUCGCGGCCUUGUGCGCAAACGGAGCGAUGGAGAGGCCGCAGUUCGGUUGGACGGUUCCGCGGAGAGUCCUCUGACAGCCGCACCAUGAUCCCGGUGUCCCUGCUGGUGUUCGUGAUGGCAGGCUGGUGUGCUGUCUACCUGGCCGACACACUUCUCAGGUCAUCUGCCACGCACCGGAUCAACUACGAGUCGUGGCUGGCCAGCCGAGGGUUGAUGUUGUCUCCUUUUCAUGUGAGAUGGCAGACCACCAUGUUUAACUGGCUGUUUGCUUACUGUGCCCGCAUCAACCCCCAAGCCCUCUACCUUUGGUUCAGCAGUGGGCUAGUGUUUGGUGUGGCCGCCAUGUUGGGAUCGGUGGUGCUGCUGGUGAAGACGCUGCAGCAGACCUACGCCCAGAUGACCACAGACAACCCGCGGAUCGGUGGGCAGCAGACUCUGCAGGUGGUGGUCCCCGGUGUGAACCUGCCCACCAGUCAGCUGGCCUACUUCUUUAUCGCUCUGCUGCUCAGCGGCGUCAUCCAUGAGCUGGGUCACGCUGUGGCCGCGCUGAGGGAGUCUGUGAGAGUGAACGGCUUCGGGAUGUUCGUCUUCGUCGUUUAUCCCGGGGCGUUUGUGGAUCUCUUCACUACGCACCUCAACCUCAUCUCUCCUGCUCAGCAGCUCAGAAUAUUCUGUGCAGGAGUUUGGCAUAACUUUGUUUUGUGCGUGGCGGCGCUGGCCCUCCUCUUCCUGCUGCCGGUCCUCCUGUUUCCGGUCUACGCCACUGGGGUCGGCGCUAUGGUUACCGAGGUCGUCCAGGGUUCUGCGGCGGACGGGCCGCGGGGUCUGUCGGUCGGGGACCUGGUGACGCGGCUGGAGGACUGUCCCGUCCGGGGAGUGGAGGACUGGGCCGGCUGCCUGUCCCAGCUGUCCCGCGCCCCGCAGACCGGGUACUGCGUCCCGGCGGCCGGCCUGCAGCCCAGCUGGGCUCACGGCAGACCUUUCAAGCGUCUGGACGGGACGAUGGACUGCUGCAGCAACAACAGCCUGACAGACCUCUGCUUCUCCUACAUCAAACCACAGGGCAGGAACAGCAGGGAGAGAGAGUUCGCCUGCAUGCCAGUGAGGAAGAUGGUGACGGGAACGGCGACGUGUCGCUCCGACGACGACUGCGGCGUGAACUCGGCCAGCGUCUGCGUCACCCCGUCUCUGGAGAACCAGACCCGCUUCAUCCGCGUCGCUCACCCGCCGAGCCCACACAUGCUGUUCGUGGGCUUCCCGCCGCACCUGCAGUACGCCGUGAGUCUGACCAACUUCGUGCCGCGCUUCGGGUUCCUCCACCUGGACCUGCCCGUCUUCAUGGAGACCUUCCUAAAGUACGUGGUGUCCCUCUCCGGCGCGCUGGCCGUCGUUAACUCCGUGCCCUGCUUCGCCCUGGACGGACAGUGGAUGCUCAACGCCCUGCUGGAGGCCACGCUGGUUACCGUAGUAACGGACCGCCAGAAGCGCGAGCUAAUCGGUUUCUUCCUGCUGCUAGCGGGCAGCGCCUUGCUAGCAGCUAACGUGGCGCUCGGCCUGUGGAUGGUAACGGCGAGGUAGCGGCAGAUCGAAGGGAGGUCCGUUUCCUGUCCGGGACCAGCUGCUGACCAGAAACUGUGAAGCUGCUGCAACGCCGCUACUUUACGUUGACUGUUUCCCCUCCAUCAGCUUUUCAGCCGUUACUACCAAUGAAGACUUCUUCUUCCACCGCGCGUAGGUAAGCUACGGAAGAGGAAGAGAACCACAAAACAGAAUUAUGACUUUAAUCUCAGAAUUCACGUUUUUUUCUCCGGUUUCUGUCUUUUUUCCUAAGAAUUUCAUCUUUAAUUUCUGGAUUAUUUUUCCCCAUAUAAUUUUGACUUUAAUUAUCCAAUUCAGACCCCCCCCCCUAAGAAUUCUGAUAAUUUUUCUCUGAAAAUGUUUUUUUUUCAAAAUCCAACUUUAAUGGUCAAAUUCUGACUUUCCCCCCCAUAAUACCAAUUAUAUUUCUCUGAAUUCAACUGUUCAUGUCUGAAUUAGUUUUGCCCAUUUUUCAACUUCAGAUGUCAAAUUCUGACUUUCUUUGUCAGAUUUCCAAUUAUUUUUUUCUGAAUUCCAACUUUUUCAUCUGGAUUUCAAAUUAUGUACUCUAAAUUCUGACUUAAAUUGCUGAAUUUUGACCAAAUUAUGUUUUUUCCCUUCAAACAACAUUUUUUAUUUCUCCAAAUUUGAACUUUAAUUGUAUAAUUCUGACCUUUUUUCCCCUCAGAAUUCCGAUUAUUUUUCUUUGAAUUCCGGCUUUUGUUCCUCUGAAUUCUUUUUUUCUGCAAAGUUCAACCUUAAUUGCCAAAUUCUGACUUUUUUUCUGAUUUACAACUUUUCUUGUCUAAAUUUCAAAAAUUUUCUCUGAAGUUCAAAUUUAAUUGAUUUCUGACAUGUUUGUCGGAAUCCUGACUUAAAUGCAGGUGGGCCUGGAGCCACUGGCUUCAUUGACACGUGAUUUUUGCAUCAGGAGAACUAACUUUUUGAAGGAUCACAUGUAAAAAAAAAAGGGGGUGGGGGAGAACACUUUAAUUCGAAGAGGCUGGUUAAAAUCAGAUUUAUUUUUUAUUUGUUCAAAUCUUAUGAAUAUAUAAUGAAGAUAUGUGAAGAAGAUGGGGAAAUACUUCCUAUAAUGUACUGUUCCAACUGAAUGUUUACAAGUGCAAAUUUUAGAAUUUUAAAGAUUGUGGUGUUUAAAUUUGGAUAUAAAUGUUAUCCAAAAUUCCCAAACUGUGUUUUUGCUGCGAAACAUAAGAAUUAAGUUGUUCUAAAUGGUUUUCUCAGCUUCUGUUUUGGUGAAUGCACAGCAGUAUCGUGAUCUACAUUGUCACUGGUGGAGAAAUUGCACUAAUACUCUUUAAGAAAACAUUUGGGUUAUUAUAAUUACCCGAGUGGACCUCUGUCAAGUGUCUUUAUCUCCUUCAGGCAUUAAUGCAGGAAAAAAGCCUUCUGUGUUCACUGUGUUCUGACUUUUCCUGAGGUUUCUCUGUUCCCUUCUGACCUCUCACUGUUCAGUCUGGUUGUAACAGUUAAUUGUGUUAAAAAUGUGAAAUAAAAAGUUUGUUUUUUUUGUAAUUGA